GGGACAUCACGUGGUUGUCUGAAUCCUUCUGUCACGAUUAAUUUCUUCAACCAACUCAGCCAACAACCAACAACACACGCUCUCUACCAUCAUCACGAUCGCUACAAACCACACUCGUUACCAUCUACACGCUCGCUACUAUGAUGAUCACUCCAUUCUGGGCGUCAGUCGCCCUGUUGCGCGUUCUGCCAGUCCUCGCUGCAACGACUCCAUCCCCAACUUCCACAUCUGCAGCUCCAACCUGCACAGCCUCCCUCAUCGCCAGUCUCUGCAACUAUCCAGAGCCAGGUCCCGACUUCGCCGUCGCUGAGGACAGCAGAGCUUCCUGCUGGGACUAUUGCAAUGCCCAUCCUCCCUGCAACUUUGUCAUCUUCGCCGAGGGCAACCCCUACACGGGCACAGGCACCUGCUGGCUUUAUCCAGGCGAGAGCUACGAUGCGAGCGCCGGCAGCUCUAACUGUGCCGACACCAACCCCUAUCUGUUUGUCUACAGCCAGCCUGUGUGCAAAGGCAAAGGAGGCAAAGGCACGCCCACCGGCUCGGACAGUUGCGCAGCGACUGCAACGCCCUCUGCCGUCGCAUCGGUCUGCGGGUAUCCAACACCAGAUGAUGACUGCUUCAGCAGUUGUAGUGCUAGUUCAGGCGCAACAGACUGUCUGAGUCAGUGCGUAAAGGCCGAUUCCUGCAGCUACGCCGUCUUUAAUCCACACAACCCAGACAAUUCACCCUACGCUUCGGGCUCUUGUUGGAUGUACCCGAAUGGCACCUACGACGCUUCAGCUGCGACUACUUGCAAGGGCGCGCCUGAGCAGUUUGUGUACAAGAACCCGUGUCCUAAGCCAUCGCAUUCUACUUCAUCUGCUUCAGCAAAAUCUACUGGAACUACAAGCACUGCAAGCGGAACUGUUGGUAGUGAGACUGGAUCUGCAGUCGUUGAUGCAGAGGCGGCUACUACUAGCGAAUCUUCGGCCUCUACUGUCCUCCUAUUCACUAACCCGCUAGCCAUAUUCAUGUCUAUAGCUGUGUUGUUAUGGUAGGGUGUUGCAUAAUAUGUGUUCUUGUUGCUGGGUGUUGACAAUUGCUCAAUCGCAUACUGUACAUAGUUAGUCUAGUAGUUCCUUGGACACAUUGUCAAAUAUUAGGGAGUUUAAUGUCACAUAAUGGGUUGUCACAUAAUGAGUUAUCACAUGC
This is a messenger RNA of Trichoderma harzianum CBS 226.95, 1191 nucleotides long. RefSeq lists its product as hypothetical. The record is from RefSeq and is a predicted model, not a curated record. The coding region runs from base 141 to 1037 and encodes 298 amino acids. The transcript has a single exon. Lineage: Eukaryota; Fungi; Ascomycota; Sordariomycetes; Hypocreales; Hypocreaceae.